GCGGUGAUCACCCUCCUCAAAGCGCGGAGGCGCGCGGAGAGAGGAGAACCCUUCCGCAUUUGACACCUCCGCAGCUGCAGGCACGACUCGAGGCUCGAAGACGAGCCCCUUCUUAACCCACCUCCAGCUUUGGAAGCGCCCUUCUCCCCUUUCAGCCGGGGCUAUUUGCGCAGCUCCCGCGCGCGCGCUGGGAGGAGACUGAGGAGAAACCAUUGAGGGGGGGGGGGAGAGGCUACCCGCGUCGGAAUCCCCAGAGAGGACGAGGAGUGGGCUGGCGAGCUUCUCCCCCUCCCCAGUCCCAGAGCGCUGAGGGAGGAGGAGGAGGAGGAGAGUCCACCACCCACCUACCUCCCCGCCCCCGCCCCGCGCAGCUGGAGGGCCAUGCUAGGGAAAGAGGCCACGCUUCCCAAACUUCCUGCCCCACUUUCCUCAACAGCCGGCUGCCAGGAGGUGCCGCCGCCGAGCGCGCCCCAAGUGUGAGGAGCGAGGAGAGAGCCGCCUCAGGAGCCGCCGCCGCCUCCCCCCCUGAGGGGACCGUGAGCCCGCCACCCGCCCCGCGCAAUGAGCGAGCCCCGGGAGAAGAAGGCGCCCGCGGCUUCGCCCCCCGGCGGCACUGGCAAGGGCCCCGCCGUCGUCUCGCUGCUCUUCUCGCUCCUCUCGGUGGGCGCCUGCUUCCUGCUCAACGCCAAGACCUCUCGGCUCGAGGGCCGGCUGGUGGCCCUCGAGGAGGAGUUGGCCGCCGGCCGCGCGUGGAGCCCCGGCGAGCAGCUCGGCGCCGAGCCCCUGCUCGCCCUGCUGCAGCCUCAGGUGGACGGGCUCCUGCAGGAGAAACUGAGUGAAGGAUUAGCCAAACUGCGUACAGCAAGAGACGUAUCAUCUGAAUGCAGGUGCCCACCAGGUCCACCUGGAAGGCGAGGAAAGGCUGGACGACGAGGAGAUCCAGGUCCUCCAGGGCAGUCAGGACGAGUUGGUUACCCGGGGCCUCUUGGACUGGAUGGCAAACCAGGGCCUCCAGGAGCAAAAGGGGAAAAGGGGGAUCAAGGAGACGUCGGCCCAAGAGGGGAUCAAGGUAAUGAUGGCGCUGCUGGUCCGCCAGGUCCUCCUGGACAGCCGGGUGCAAGAGGGCCCCCUGGAGACACGGGAAAAGAUGGCCCAAGGGGACCCCCAGGCCUUCCUGGUGAGAAAGGACAACCUGGAGAACCUGGUAUCAUGGGUGAGCCUGGUAUUCCAGGAGGAAAAGGUGAUGCUGGAAUCCCAGGAGAACCAGGGAUUCAAGGGCCAAAGGGAGAACAAGGAAGUAUUGGGCCCAUAGGCGAGAAGGGCAAUGAAGGACUACCAGGGCCAAAGGGAAAACAAGGAAGCAUUGGCCCAAUGGGAGACAAAGGCAUAGACGGUAAACCAGGGCCAAAGGGGGAACCUGGAAGCCCUGGCCCAAAGGGAGACAAAGGCAAAGAUGGUCUACCAGGGCCAAAGGGAGAACCAGGAAGUGUUGGCCCAAUGGGAGAGAAAGGAAUAGAUGGUCUACCAGGGCCAAAGGGAAAACAAGGAAGUGUUGGCCCAAUGGGAGAUAAAGGAAUAGAUGGUCUACCAGGGCCAAAGGGAGAACCAGGAAGUGUUGGCCCAAUGGGAGACAAAGGAAUAGAUGGUCUACCAGGGCCAAAGGGAGACGCAGGAAGUGUUGGCCCAAUGGGAGACAAAGGAAUAGAUGGUCUACCAGGGCCAAAGGGAGAACCAGGAAGUCCUGGCCCAGUAGGGGAGAGAGGCAUAGAUGGUCUACCAGGGUCAAAGGGAGAACCAGGAAGUCCUGGCCCAGUAGGGGAGAGAGGCAUAGAUGGUCUACCAGGGCCAAUGGGAGAACCAGGAAGUCCUGGCCCAGUAGGGGAGAGAGGCAUAGAUGGUCUACCAGGGGCAAAGGGAGAACCAGGAAACAUUGGCCCUGUGGGAAAAAGAGGCAUGAGUGGUCUACCAGGACCAAAGGGAAACCGGGGAAGCAUUGGCCCAACAGGGGAGAGAGGCAUGGAUGGGCUACCAGGGCCAAAGGGAAAUCCAGGAAGCAUUGGUCAGACUGGGGAAAAAGGCAUAAAAGGGCAACCAGGAGCAAGGGGAAAACGAGGAAGCGCUGGCUCAGUGGGAGAGAGAGGCAUAGAUGGGCUACCAGGGCCUAAGGGAGAACCUGGAAGCAUUGGCCCAAUGGGAGAGAAAGGCUUAGAUGGUCUAGCAGGGCCGAAGGGUGAACCAGGAAGCCCUGGUCCAAUAGGAGAGAAAGGCAUAGAUGGUCUACCAGGGCCAAAGGGAGAACCAGGAGGCAAUGGCUCAGUAGGAGACAAGUGCAUUGAUGGGCUACCAGGGCCAAAGGGAGAACCCGGAAGCCCUGGCCCGACAGGAGACAAAGGCAUAGAUGGUCUACCAGGGCCAAAGGGAGAACCAGGAAGUGUUGGCCCAAUGGGAGAGAAAGGCACAGAUGGCCUUCCAGGGCCAAAGGGAGAACCAGGAAGUGUUGGCCCAAUAGGAGUGAAUGGAAUAAAUGGUCUACCAGGGCCAAAGGGUGAACCUGGUGAAAGAGGAGCAGAUGGACACAUUGGGCCAAGGGGUCCUCCAGGCCUGAAAGGAGAACAGGGUGAUACAGUAGUAAUUGACUACGAUGGCAGAAUCUUGGAAGCUCUCAAGGCUGCAGGGAAACUCAGAUUGACGGGCCCGCCAGGUCCCCAAGGGCCCCCAGGCCCCCAAGGAGCUCCAGGACCAAAGGGGGAACUUGGAUUGCCUGGCCCACCUGGCGUUGAUGGAGAGAAGGGUCCUAAAGGUUCGAAAGGAGACCAAGGAAGCUCUGGACUCAUAGGACAAAAAGGAGAGAAAGGAGAUGUUGGCAUGAGUGGUCUCCCAGGUCCGAAAGGAUUAAAAGGAGACCAAGGAAACCCUGGAAUAGCGGGAGAGAGAGGAGAGACAGGAGAAAUGGGCUUGUCUGGUCCACCGGGCAUUGAUGGACCAAAAGGAGAACCUGGCGCUCCCUGUGAGAAGGAUCUUGUGCAGAUCAUAGCUGAACCAGGACCUCCUGGCGUUCCAGGUCUACCAGGUCCGCCAGGCCCUACGGGUCCUCAAGGAAUACAGGGGCAUAAGGGUCCCCAAGGAAUUCAAGGACACAAGGGCUCAGAUGGUGCAAAGGGUGCAAAAGGUGAAAGUGGUCAUAAAGGUGAAAAAGGUGUCCCUGGGCCACAUGGUCCUGCUGGUACUCCUGGGCUUAUCGGUUUACCAGGCACCAAAGGGGAGAAGGGAAAGCCAGGGGAACCAGGAUUAGAUGGUUUCCCAGGCCUAAGAGGAGAAAAAGGAGAAAAAAGUGAGAGAGGAGAAAAGGGAGAAAGAGGACUUCCAGGUAGAAAAGGAGCAAAAGGGCAAAAGGGAGAGCCAGGGCCGCCUGGAUUGGAUCAGCCUUGUCCAGUGUUCAUUUUUAAAGGGGAGCCAGGUUUACCUGAACUGGAUGGUGUGGAUAUGCUCUGCCCUUUGGGACCAGAUGGAUUACCGGUACCAGGAUGCUGGCACAAGUGAUCCUCCAAGCAUGGACUGUGUAAAUAAUAGUGUGAUAUAUUUUGAUCUUUUUCUAAUUUUUAUACAAAAAAGAGGGGGGAAGUCACAAAAAAAACCAAUAACUCUUCAACAGUAAUAUAUUGAUCUUUUUAUACUGGAUGCUUUCAUGUAUGGAUUUUAAAAGAUAUAAACGUUUCCAAGGCCCAUAGGACAAGCGUACAUAACCAACAACUAUUUUAUAACUGGACACUCUGAAAUAAUUGGGAAUGAUUGUUACUUGCUGCUAACGCUACCGUGUGGAAUAACAGUACUGAGAAACUGUGCCUUGUGUGCCUUAUUGCAUGGGAGAAGGAACUUCCCCUCUUCUCAACCGAUGGCUUUCAACUCUGCAAUUCUGUUGCACAUAGCCACAGAUAGAAAUGGAGGAGAAAAUGAAAAAGAAAAAGAAGUUGCAGCCUUAGAAAUGAGACGAACGGUGGCUUACGGAUGAAUGUAGGAGGAACCUCCAACCCGGAAAUACAACACAAACGUAACCACACAUGCUGCUACAUACUGUACCUCCACCUUGAAGAAAAGAGUUACGUUCUUGGUCGUUAUGAUCACCUCUGUCAUCUGUGGCGGCUUUUUCCACAUGUAGAAAACUUUGUCACCGGGAGAACCUCUGCUCAUCAUUCUACAAUCUGUGACUUAAAGCGGGUUGAUUCUCUUCGGGAACUUUUGUAAUUUCUGCGGAAUUGGAAAAACUUGUAGUGCCUCACAUAUCAUACAGAUCACACACAAACACACACACACACAGAGGAAACAGUACAAUAUUCAUCUCAGUUUUACAGAUUUGCAGCAUAACCCCAGUGCUGAUUAAAACCCUUUCCACAGCCACAGUCCAUGAGUGCCAGCUCAUGUUUGCAAACUGGGAAGGGAUUCCUGUAUGAAGUCCAGUGCUUGCUUCCCUGAAUUGGCAGGGCUUGCCGUAUCAGUACUGAUAAACUGGAGCUGUUUUUGUACUUUGCUCCCCCACUCCCAUAUGCAGAACCAAGUACAUAACUCAAGGAGGAGUAUCUUCAUUGGUGUGUAAGCACCUCCCAAAUAAAACUACCUAUGGUCAGAAGCGCAGGAGUUCAAUAAUAGCAUCAGUGGUUGUUUGGUCACUUACUUUGUCAUGGAAACAACUCUUUCAGUUUCAGUUCUUCAAAGUAAAGGUGUCUAGGAGAAUCUCCAUAUUUUAUGCAGCAAACAAAGGUGACCCCUUACAGCAAAGCAUAAAGUGAGAACAGGCACAUUACUUUAGUGUGCCUGAGAACUUCUGGCCAAAUCAAAACACAAUGGCUACAAAAAGCAUGGAACUCUAGCAAUUGAUUGGAAUGCAGCUAGUCCCAGUGGAUUGUGGGUAUGAGCACAAAUAAGAGGAGAAAAUACUGCUAGUGGAGUAUCCUGCAUAUUUACCAUUGGUAUAUUGAACAAUAGCUUACUAAUUUCAAGAACCUAAGCAUGCCCCACACAUAGCCUACCUUGAACCUAUAUUUGUAGCAAUAAGUAAUUUCAUUUCAAGCAGCACAGCCAAAACUGUUCACCCAUUUAUGCAACCAUAUAAUGUUCUAUACCCCCCUUGUUGUGCUGCCAAUGGGAUCACAUACACACAGUUUGUUUACUUUAGGGAUGGGGAGCCAUUCAGAUGUUGCUGGACUGCAACCCCGUCAUCUCAGGUUAGGGCUGAUGGGGGCUGGAGUCCAACAGAAUCUGGAAGGAUACAGGUUAACUUCCACUGGUUUGCUUCCUCUGCUGAACACCACACUGGCGAAACGCUUCACGCUCCAGGUUUCGAAUCUUUUAUUUAAAAGGCCAUGUUAACUAAAAUGUUUUCACAAGCAUACAAUGAGUAUAGAAAGGUUCUGGCAAUGAUGUUUUGAUGCUGGGUGGAUCUAGGAGCAUCCAGGAGGCAUGCUACCUAAGAAGUAAGGGCUAGAGAACAUGUUAGGUAGAAGUAUAUUGCUUGGAAGGUACUGAGGUAAAUAGGGAGAGCAGCAGAAGUGGAGUUAAUGGCUCCUGGCUCUGGCUGUUAAAAGCACAGCAGUUCUCUGAGUUGGCAAGCAUAGUUGGGAGCAGCUGCAGAACUGACUGAGCAAUGCUGACCCAUGGAAAGAGAUUUCAGCUUCAUGGAAGCAUUUGAACCCUUUCGCCUCUGAACAUUUAGCUAAGGCCUUAUAUGAGUUUCCUCAGUGUCAUGUUUGUUUGAACACCAGCAAGCAGUGACAGUGAUCAACUAGGCACAAAACUAUGAUGAAAGCUCAUGUUUAUAGGAACCAAGGGACAUAAUACUUCACGGUUUGAACAAAACCUAGGAAGCCUGGAUUUCCCUCUCCCAUUUUAUUUUGGUGCUAAUUGGCUUCAUCCUAAUUCAGCGUUUAAGCCCUCAUUCCCAGAGAUGGGGUGUAAUUCUAUUCCAAAGUGCUGGUUCGCGUUACUGAUCAGAAUUCACAUGUGUAAGGAUGGCAUGGUGCUCUCCGUUAGUGUAAGGUAGAAGAGGGGUUCUGGAUUGCUAUCCUCUGAAUCUUUAGCAAUAAUGUAUAUUAUUUCUAUUAUUACUACUUGUAAAGUCUUCUAGGAAAACUGCAGUUAAUGCUUUAAACAGUGUACAAUUCUUCACAUGGUAGAAGAUGCAUACUAUACACACAAAAAUAGACUAUAAAGUUAACAUUUGCUUCACUUGUUAACUACUUGGGUUACAUAUAAGAUAGCUUUAUUGUAUGAUUUCUGAUGUCCAUAUGGCAUUUUGCUCGGUAAUGAUAUUAGACUGUUGUGUAAAUGAAGAUAAACUACAUUGACUUAAGAAAGAAAUUAGAUACUUUAAAUUGUCAAUUAAAAUGCUGUAACCUUCCAUACAAAAGACUAGCUUUCAAGGCUUCCUUGAAAGUCAAACAGCUGUGUGCAUAGCUUCGUUUUCUGCAUGUAAUACUCUUUUACAGGUGGCAAAAACCAGUGGCAAGUCCAUGGGCAGCAAAAUCAACUCUCUUCUUCCUUGUCUGCAGCAUAUCAUUUCCUCCAAAUCUUAUCUCCUGGCAAAAUAUUUCCCUGCAGUCUGUAGUGUUUGCUGAGUACACUGUACAUCUAUCUAAUUGCCAUUCUGUUAAUGUCAUCCUUAGCAAAAGGAAAGGAAGCAAAAGGCUGGAGCAUGUAUGUGGUAGUGUGACAAUAGUAAUAAUGCACAAUUAUAGAUGUAAUACAUGGAGCAUACACGGAGCAUGUAUGUGGUAGUGUAACAAUAGUAAUAAUGCACAAUUAUAGACAGAUGCAGGUGGACCUGCUGCUUUAAAUCCCACCCCCCAACUCCCAUUUUCGUGCCAAAUCCCCUCACUGUUUUCAAUGUUGGAAGUUCAGUUAGUAAUUUACUGGCUUUGGCGGGGAGGGGGGCAAAGUUUCUGUGAGUGAACACUCAAAAAAAGGCCACAUGCAUCCAUGCCCUUCUGGAUCACUGCUUAUGAAAUUUAAUACUGGCUAUACUAUUCUUUUUUUGAGAAAAUAGACAAAUUACCUCUUCAUCAUUCUCUCUUAUUAACAGCUGUCAGUGGCAGCACUGGAAAAACAAAAUCCAGAAGAAAUAUUUAAAAGUGCUUUUCAUUUCUGAACUCUCUUUUAAAACAACAAGUCAUUAGUGCCACAAUAAAAUAUAUUUAUGCAAGAAGUGGGCACACACAAGUGGAGACAGAUACAUUGUUCGUUAGCACAUUAAACCCGUUUUUAUUUGUGAGUCCUUGGCAAACUGUUCAGUGAUAACAUAUUUGUAAAGAAAGAGCAACCUUCAGCAACAGUUAUUUCUUCAAUUGCAGACAACACCAAAGUGAGACUCCUUAUAAAAUGGGACUCCGCAUCAUCUAUUGUUAGCAACUGCAUAUUUUUCUUUCCCUUCCUCCAAGAAGGUCUAAGCGAUUUGGAAAUAUCUAUAAUAAGUAAUUUAAAAGAACACAUAGCAUUAUCUCAUUCAGUCCACAUAACUUUAGGAGGCAUAGGUGCCAACUCCCUGGGGCCUUGGGUGCCCGAGCACCCACAAAAUUCCCCAUAAAGGGGCUGGGCACCCACAAAUUUUGGUGCCAGGGCCAUGCACAUUGUAUGGCACCCAUGGUCAAGGGGCUAAGUUGGCACUCCUGUUAUGAGGUAAGUUAAAGGAUUGGGAGUUGCCCAAGACCUGCUCCUAAGCUUCAUAGUUCAAACCUAAGUCUGUACCACAUGGAAUGCAUGUCAGAGUGAAUUCACUGAAUAUGUGUAUCUGAAGAAGUGUGCAUGCACACGAAAGCUCAUACCAAGAACUAACUUAGUUGGUCUUUAAGGUGCUACUGGAAGGAAUUUUUUUGUUUUGUUUUCACUGAAUAUAUUAGCAAUGGGACUCCUGUAUGGGAUGCUUCAGAACUGCAUGUUUUGUCUACAUAUCAUUUAUUUUGGUGGUGGCAGCAGGUACUGGCCUGGUUCAAAAGCCAUGCUAUUCCCCUCCCCCUCUUCCCUUUGACCUCCAGCACAGCUGCAAGGAAGAAUCAGAAGCUUUUGCUUCUGCAUUAAAUUUCUACACACCAGCACCAAGAUACAGUAAUUUGAUCCAUUUCUGUUCAGUUAAAGACAUACUUCAGAUCAGGACUGGGGAAACUUUGGCUCUCCAGAUGUUGCUGAACUACAGCUCCCACCAUCACUAGCCAUUGGCAGUGCUUACUAGGGGAUGGGAGUUGUAGUUCUACAUCUGAAAAGCUAAAGAUGCUGUAACUCCUGCUUUAGAUACUCAUUUAAAAUGCUUAUCGGCGUCACCUUUUGUAGCAUUGGGAAUUGUGGGAAAUAACAGCUUUAAAGCCCUGAAAGGAAUUCAGUAAUUCCUUUUUAAUAGAAAUGCUCUAUUUACUGUGCGUAAAUACUGAUUAAGAUCACCAACUCACUACUAGCCAUCAGAAUAGCAGUGAUUUGGUAUUUUUAAUCAGCACAGUAUUUUAAAACAUCGAACGUGGCUUCUUUAUAUAAGAGGACAUUAAUAUGCUUUCAAAAGCACCAAUCUGUUUAGUAUGUGAAAUAAAGACAAUUUUGUUUUACACCUUAAAUUGCUCUUAUUUUGAAUGGAAAUAUAAAGAAUAGCCAGCAUUCAAUAUUUUCACUACAUGUUGUUUUCAGUUUUUGAUAAUUUUAUAAUUUUUCAACUUGAUAGCUUAAAAAAGUGAAGGUUUGCACUAUAUGGUACUAAAACACUUCCAUAAUUUGAUUUCAAACGGCUAAUUUUCAUUUUCAAGGUGGGUUUGAUUUCCAAAGAUAUAUCCAGCAAAGUGAUUGAUCAGUAUUAGGAUACGAUAAUUGAACAUUUAUUCACUAUUGCCUCCUAAGCAAUGUUUUUUUGCAUGCUGAAUAAACUGCAUUCACAUAUAGUGUUCAUUUGGCAAAGCAGACAGUUGAAUUAGAAAGCAUUCCUAAGAUUCAGUAGUUGACCUUGAUUUUAUGGUUACAUUUUAGGUGGGGUGUGAAGCGCACAUUUCUGCCGAGUUGAAAUUAUAGUUGAAAUUAGUAGGCAUAAUCUAAUCAAAAUUAAAUGGUAGAGUUAAGUAUAAUGGACAAGCUUAAAUCUCUUCCACUUAAAGAGAUGGAACUUGAAAGUAUUUCACAUCGGCUAUAUCAUGCUGUCUUUAUCUCAAUAGAAUGUAGUGCCACAGAACUGAAAAACAACACUGUCAACGUUUUCAGCCUACUUCUAAAUUGGCAUUUUGAAUAUAUAUUGCUGCAACUAUAAAUAUAGUUUGGCUCUGCCUCUUGUUUAUUUCAAUGUUUUGCUGUAAAAAAAAUGUGCAGUAAUAGUAGUUUAAACCCACUGGUGCCCAAGUUGCUCAAGUUUUAAGACAAAUUACUGCUACUCAUUGCACUGGCAGAAGCUGAACUACAGUGAACAAUGUAAUUCACUGCUCAAUAUACAGUAAGAUUUUGCUUCUACAGCCCCGGUCAGCAGUUUCCCUACAGGCCACUUAAGAGUGGGGAAGGAAGCCACGGCUAUCAAGUUUUGUUGUCACAGAUGCCACUUUCUGCAUACCCCUUUCACCUCUACAUUGACAACUGCAAUAUCUGUCAGGGGCCUGGAUUUGGCCUAGGUGCCUCCACUUGCUGCCCCCUGUUUUACAGUGUGCUGAGCACCUACAGUAACUCUGUAUCAGAAUGAGUCCUAGUAAAUCAAGUGCCCUUGACUUCAAGUGAGAGCAUAGGACAAUCCCCCAAAAAAGCAGUUGGACUGCGUAUCUUCUACUUUUUAAGUGAGAUUCUAAGCAAAGAUCAACAUAAUACAACUUGUGUUUUAUAUUCAGUAAAACUCUUAUUCAGGAAGCUGUAUGAAUGUGCAAAUGAAGGGGUUGACAGACUCAUAAUUACCAAGGUAGUGUCCGGUAUUACAAUCUGCACAUAGAAGUCUCCUUUUCGUGCAAGUAAUCUCAUUCAGUAACUAAUAAGUAAAAGGGCUUUACGAAUUAUGCCUCUUUCAUGAAGAAUUUUGUGGAAUGUAUUUUACAUGCUUUGUAUUGAAAAACUCUUCUGAGCUUCAAUAAAAUGUACGGUAUAGCUUAAAGUUGGAAGGGAAUAUUUAUGCGACAUGUUUAGUUGUCAUUGAUUACAACUUUAUGUAAAAUUUCUAACACGUACAAGCCAGAACAACUGCUAUAUUUAGUUGUACUAUGGGGGAACAACUAUUUUUAAAAUGAAGGCAUUAAUACAGUAUUAUGAAUUAUUGAAUAAAAAUAUAGACUUGUACUGAUCUGUUUUGUAAAUUUUACAACAGGCACUGCACAGUUUGGCGGUGUUCCCAUUGUUUUGUGCUUUGAUUUGUAGUAAGACUCGAUAUUUGAACCAUUUUAGAAUAAACUGCUUCUUGUACA
This is a messenger RNA of Podarcis muralis (Common wall lizard), 10391 nucleotides long. The record is from RefSeq and is a predicted model, not a curated record. NCBI's taxonomy places the organism in Eukaryota, Metazoa, Chordata, Lepidosauria, Squamata, Lacertidae.